AUGGAUACUGCGUCCGUAAUACGGUCUUCCUGGUCGCUCUGGCCCUGCACUAGGGCCGAGGCUAACCAACUGGAAGUGCCGCUGGGCCUGGUAUACACUCCGUUCGCGCUGAGCCAGCCAGUGCAGGUCGUGAACUACGAUCCGGUCAGGAGUCGCCAAGGUAAUACGAUUCUCAGCCCCGUGUGCCACGUGGACUUCAGAGCCAAGGUAUGGAAUGACCCGAUUUCGGGUGGGAGGAAUGCGUUCCCUCCAUUGUACGCAAGUCAAAUAUCGGAGCAGAUGCUGCCGGCUGAGUUGACUCACCCGGCGAUGGAUUACGUGUUGAAUGGGUCCACGAAGACGAGGCCGACUGUGUUGUUGGUAGUGGACACGGCAUUGUACGAGGAGGAAUUGGAGGCGUUGAAGGACUCUUUGCAACAGGCGAUUACGUUGUUGCCGAGCGACACACGAGUGGGGUUGAUUACGUACAGCACGAGUGUGAACAUUCAUGAGCUGGGUUUCAGUCAGUGUGUCAAGAGCUACGUGUUCCGAGGCAACGCGGAGGUAACUCAGAACGACAUGAUGCGUCAGUUGCGUAUCCAUAAGAACAAGACCGGCGGCGCUGUGAGUGAAGCCGAAAGGUUUAUUUGCACGCUUGAGAAUGUCGAGAACACCUUGACCAAGAUCUUGGAUGACCUGAACCCAUCCUCCUGGCCUACUCCUCAAGACAACCGACCUGCUCGUUGCACUGGAGCCGCCCUAUCGGCUGCCGUGGGCCUAAUGGAACUUCUCGCAUAUCAACAACCUGGUCGCAUCAUGCUAUUUUCAGGAGGAGUGUGCACCACUGGACCAGGCAUGGUUGUCGGUCCCUCUCUAGCGGAUACCAUCCGACAACACCAGCACAUUCAAAAGAGCACCAAGGAGGCGAGCCUCUCGGGUCCGGCCUGCGCGUUUUACCGAGGACUCGCAUAUCGCGCGAUCCAGAGCGGACACGCGAUUGACCUGCUCUGCUGCUCGCUCGAUCAGACCGGGUUGUAUGAAAUGAGGAUCUGCAGCGAGCGCACAGGUGGACUCUGCGUCAUGAGCGAUACCUUCUCGCUCAACGUCUUCAAAGACAGCCUACGCGAAGUCUGCAGGGCUGCCGGACCCCAAAGCGCCCAAGCCUACAACGUCAAGGUCGAAGUCAUGUGCAGCAAAGAAGUCAAGGUCGCAGGAGGCAUUGGCUGCGUCACAAGCACGCAGCGCAGAAGCGCCUGCGUUAGUGAGAGCGUCGUCGGCGAAGGUAACACCUGCGAAUGGGUUUGCGGCGUUAUGGACGCUAGCUCCUCGCUGGCUAUAUAUUUGGACGUGGUAAACAAUAAUGCCGCUUCAGUCAAGAACAAAAAUGGUUAUGUCCAAUUCCAAGUCUCGUACAUUCAUCCGAAUGGAGAGCGCAGAAUUCGUGUGCACACGAUUUGCUACCAAUUUUGUGAUGGCGGAAUUAUCCAACUAGGUAGCGGCUUCGAUCAGGAAGUUGCCACUUGCCUCAUGGCGCGCCUGGCCGUGUACCGAGCCAAUAAGCGAGAGGAUGAUAACUACUCUGGCGGCAAUGCCAUAACCAGUUUAUUCAAUACCAUCACUGGCGGCAGCGGGAACACUGCCAACGCUGUGCCUGCGUCCUCAAGCGGCAGCGCUGCGCCAGUCGAGGACCUGAUCGACAUCAUCAGGUGGCUGGACCGAAAGUUGAUUCGGCUUUGUUCUGUUUUUGGAGAGUACGAGAAGGACAAGCCGGACACGUUCCAGCUGAAUGUAGAGUUUGAAUACUACCCCCAAUUUAUGUACCAUCUGCGCAGAUCACCUCUUUUGGACUUGUUUAACUCCAGUCCCGAUGAGACGGUGUACUAUCGGAUCUGCUUGUUAAAGGAGACGGUGGCGAAUACGAUGACCAUAAUUUGUCCCAGCUUGCAACAAUAUACGCUGAACAGCAGCCAGGCUCAGUAUCAGGGGGCUCAAUACCAACAGGGCGAUUCGAGCAUCGCUCCUGUGCCUUGUCUCUUGGAUUCGACGUCGCUGAAGAACGAUUGCAUCUUACUGAUGGAUGACUACUUCCACGUGAUCAUCUGGCAUGGUUCACUGAUCAACAAGUGGGUAGAAAGCCAAUAUCACCUGCUGCCCCAAUACCAGAACCUAAAGGCUCUGUUACAGCUACCCCAGAUGCACGCAAACCUGCUACUCAAGUCCCGAAUCCCUUGCCCGAAGUUCAUUUCUUGCAAUGCUGGCGGCAGUCAGGAAAGAUUCAUUCUCGCCAGGGUGAAUCCUUCGAGCACGCACAAACAAGGAGCCGGUUAUGACAGUUAUGGCGGCGCAGGGGACGACGGUCGAGGAACAGCCAUCUUGACUGAGGAUGUCAACAUGAAAACGUUCAUGGAUCAUCUUAUAAAACUGUCCGUCUCAUCCUAG
Molecule: messenger RNA, 2418 nt
Organism: Gregarina niphandrodes
Lineage: Eukaryota; Apicomplexa; Conoidasida; Eugregarinorida; Gregarinidae
Product: transport protein
Exons: 2
Coding region: 1-2418 (805 amino acids)
Biological process (GO): COPII-coated vesicle cargo loading; endoplasmic reticulum to Golgi vesicle-mediated transport; intracellular protein transport
Cellular component (GO): COPII vesicle coat; endoplasmic reticulum exit site
Molecular function (GO): zinc ion binding; GTPase activator activity
Source: RefSeq, a predicted model, not a curated record